UGGAGUUGGGGCUGGGGGACAGGGCCGCUGAGGGAGGGAGAAGAACCUAGGACGUGGGGUUGGCGGUUUCGGCUUCUGGGGGCAAGGGCGGGAGAGGGCAGUGGGGGGGACAGGAGUCUGGGGGCUGCGUUUCUGGAGGGAUCCCCGAGGCUGCAGCAGGGGCGAGAGUCUGGAGGAAUAACGCCCAGCGCCCACGAGGUGCCCACGUGUGUUCCCAUGACCCCCAGGUCCCCAUGCCUCUCCUCCUGUUGCUGCUCCUGCUGCCGCGCCCCUCACACCCCCAGUUGCUCUGUGAGGUCUCCAAGGUGACCAGGCUGCUGGAAGUGAACUGUGACAACAGGGGGCAGAAGGCGCUGCCUCCCGAUCUGCCCAGAGACACAGCCAUCCUUCACCUGGGCGAGAACCCCCUGGGCACCUUCUCCACAGCAUCCGUGGCGUCCCUGACCCAGCUCGCACAGCUGUACCUGCGUCAAAGCCAGCUGACCACCCUGCACACGGACGGGGUGCUGCCACAGCUGGAGACCCUGGACGUCUCCCACAAUAAGCUGAAGAGCCUGCCUUUGCUAGGACAGGCCCUGCCAGCCCUCACCACCCUGGACGCCUCCUACAACGAGCUGACCGCGCUGUCUCCUGGUGCUCUGAACGGCCUGAGCCGGCUCCAUGAGCUCUACCUGCGCGGCAACAAGCUCAGGACUCUGCCCCCGGGGCUCCUGAGGCCCGUGGCCCAGCUGAGGAAGCUCAAUCUGGCCGACAACAAGUUGAAUGAGCUGCCCCCGGGGCUCCUGGAUGGCUUGGGGGAGCUCGACACCCUCUACCUCCAAGGGAACUGGCUGCGCACCAUCCCAAAGGGCUUCUUCGGGGACCUCCUCCUCCCUUUCGCCUUUCUCCACAACAACCCCUGGGCCUGUGACUGCGAGAUCCUCUAUUUCGCUCGCUGGCUGCAGGACAACUCCAAUAAUGUCUACUUAUGGAAGGAGGGUGUCGACGUCAAGGCCAUGACUCCCAACGUGGGGAGCGUGCAAUGCGUCAACCCAUACAACACACCCGUCUACACCUACCCAGGGAAGGGCUGCUCCAUUCUCGGGGACGGGGUUGACAUAGGUUAUGAUGACUAUGAAGAAGAAGAGGUGGGAAAGGUACCUGCCACCAGGGCUGUGGUCAGCUUCUCCACCGACACCAGAGCCCACACAACCCACCGGGCCCCCCUCCACUCGGCAUCCACUGCUUCUCCAGACCACCAGAUGUCCCAUCCGUCUUACACCCUGGAGUCCACGAAGAAACAGAGCAGAUUCCCAACUGCCCCAGAGCCCAGCAUGUCCAGCAUGCCCUAUCCCCCACCCUCCACCAAACCCCCCACCACCCUGAAGCCCCCCAUGCCCCACCCCACGACCUCCACCAUGACCAUGACCACUCCAGAGCUCAUGCUCCCCACCAGCCUGGAAACUACGACACCCUCCACCCCCUCCACCCCGGAGCCCACCACAACCCCCACCACAACCCCCACCACAACCCCCACCACAACCCCCACCACCCCGGAGCCCACCACAACCCCCACCACAACCCCCACCACAACCCCCACCACCCCGGAGCCCACCACAACCCCCACCACAACCCCCACCACCCCGGAGCCCACCACAACCCCCACCACAACCCCCACCACCCCGGAGCCCACCACAACUCCAACCACCCCCACCACCCCGGAGCCCACCACAACCCCCACCACAACCCCCACCACCCCGGAGCCCACCACAACUCCAGCCACCCCCACCACCCCAGAGCCCACCACGCCCCCCACCACAACCCCCACCACCCCAGAGCCCACCACAACCCUAAUCCUGUCUGAACUGACCACAUCUGAGAUCCCAGAAUCAACCUCACUCCCUACUAUUUUGGAAUACCCAACAACCACCUCCUUUGUCUACCUCCCAAAGGCCCACGAGGUGGUUCAAGGGAAUUUGGAGAGCUCCAGAAAUGACCCUUUGCUCAACCCUGACUUCUGCUGUCUCCUCCCCCUGGGCUUCUAUGUUUUGGGUCUCCUCUGGCUUCUGUUUGCCUCUGUGGUCCUUAUCCGGCUGCUGGCUUGGGCCCAGCCCGCAGGGCCACGGGCCCUGGCCACAGCCACGCACACCACACAUCUGGAGCUGCAGAGGGGAAAGCAAGUGACCAUGCCCCGGGCCUGGCUGCUUUUCUUUCAAGGCUCACUCCCCAUUUUCCGCUCCAGCCUCUUCCUGUGGGUACGGGCUGAUGGUCAUGUGGGGCCCCUCCAGGCAGGACGGCGGCCCUCUGCCCUGAGUCUGGGCCAGGGUCAGGACCUGCUGGGAACAGUGGGCAUUAGGUAUACUGGCCACAGUCUCUGA
Zalophus californianus (California sea lion) is the source of this 2357-nucleotide messenger RNA. It is a transcript of the gene GP1BA, whose product is annotated as glycoprotein Ib platelet subunit alpha. Bases 234 to 2357 code for a protein of 707 amino acids. The transcript has a single exon. The record is from RefSeq and is a predicted model, not a curated record. Lineage: Eukaryota; Metazoa; Chordata; Mammalia; Carnivora; Otariidae. Gene Ontology annotation, molecular function: protein binding.